AUGGAUCCGAGAACCCAGACGAAUCCCGACGAUCCUGCAUCAUCAGCACAACCCGGAGCCCCAGCGCAGGACUCCGCCCUCCUCCCCGCCCCUGUGAGCGCAGAAUCUGCCUCCGCCGCCUCACCAAAAGCUGCAGACAGGCCGAAAAGGCCCCUGAGGACCCCCCAGGUAGAGGAAUCGUUCGACUUAUCAAAGCCUGAUGACCCGGAGCCUCCCGCUCCCAGCACCCUCGGCAAACCCAGAUCAUACGGACCGCCCGCAGUGGCCGGGCCGAGGAGCCACAUGGCGGUCAGGACAGCUUCGCUUCCUCAGGCGCCGUCCUACAAUUCACCGCCUGCAGAUCCCAGCGCUUACCCACAGAGGGCGCUGUCUGUAGCCGGAACCGCCGACACUGAGCCGCAGGGUGCCGAGGAUUUCAGGGUGCACAUCAUCACGUGGAACGUUGGCUCAGCCGUGCCCCCGGACGACAUCACUUCCCUUCUGGGGCUGAACAUAGGCGACGGAAAUACAGACAUGUAUGUUAUAGGGUUACAGGAGGUGAACUCCAUGAUCAAUAAACGGCUGAAGGACGUCCUUUUUACUGACCAGUGGAGCGAGGUCUGCAUGGACACGCUCAGCCGCUUUGGAUACGUCCUGGUGACGUCUCAGAGAAUGCAGGGCGUGUUGCUCCUGGUAUUUGCGAAGUACUACCACCUGCCUUUUAUCAGAGGGGUACAGACCGAAAACACACGUACCGGGUUAGGUGGAAUCUGGGGAAAUAAAGGGGGCGUGAGUGCCCGUAUGACCGUGUUCGGCCACGCCGUGUGUUUCCUGAACUGCCACCUGCCGGCGCACAUGGAGAACACGGAGAAGCGCAUGGAGGAUUUCGAGAGCAUUCUGCAGCAGCAACAGUUUGAAGGUCAGGCCGCCAUGGGAGUCCUGGAUCAUGACGUCGUUUUCUGGUUCGGGGACUUGAACUUCCGCAUUGAAGACUUGGAGAUGCAGGUGGUGAAGGCAGCCAUCGAUAAUAACAAACUGUCCGUGCUGUGGGAAAAAGACCAGCUGAACAUGGCUAAAGACAGCGAGACUGUUCUGGAAGGCUUCCAGGAAGGACCUCUCAAGUUCCCGCCUACCUACAAGUUUGACGUGGGGACGAACACCUACGACACCAGCGGUAAAAAGCGCAAGCCGGCGUGGACCGACCGCGUCCUCUGGCGCCUGAGGCCGAUGGCACCGGCGGGCCACGCGUCCAAGCGGAGCUCGCUGUCCGGCCUGACCAGCGGCACGAGGGUCACUCAGCACUUCUACCGCAGUCACAUGGAGUACAGCGUCAGCGACCACAAGCCCGUCUCCUCCAUCUUUACCCUGCAGUUCCCAUACAGAGUGGACGUUCCUCUGGUGACGCUCAUCGUAGAAGACGAAUGGACAGAGUUGGCCGACGCGGUCGUGAAAUUCAAACACGCGCCCAACUAUCCCAGAAGUUCCUGGGACUGGAUCGGACUUUACAGGGUGGGAUUUAAACAUCAUAAAGAUUACGUGGGCUACACCUGGGCUAAACAGGAAGAGUCGGACUACCUGAGACAGGAGCACCAUGUUGUUUUUGUGGAGGAGGAGUUACCGAAGGAGUCCGGAGAUUUUAUCCUGGGUUAUUACAGCAACAACAUGAACUCUGUUGUGGGGGUAACGGAGCCGUUCCAGAUCCAGCUCCCGUCGUCCAGCGCGGCGGGUCUGAGUCAGUCCGACAGUUCCGACUUCACGUCCGAGGACGAGGUCAAACCGGGCAUCAGCAGCGCCAGCAGCAGCCGGAGCGCCACGCCCACGGAGAGCCGGGACGCGAAGUCCAGCAAACGUCGCUCCAGAGACGCCCCGUCACACUCGGGCUUCAGCUCCAAAGCCGGGAGCCCGAUCAAGAAGGCCGACGCCUCGGACGAUCGGGACGGAGCUUCGGACUCGGGGAGGACGGGCGGAGAGUCGUAG
Molecule: messenger RNA, 1956 nt
Organism: Trichomycterus rosablanca
Lineage: Eukaryota; Metazoa; Chordata; Actinopteri; Siluriformes; Trichomycteridae
Gene: inpp5jb
Product: inositol polyphosphate-5-phosphatase Jb
Exons: 12
Coding region: 1-1956 (651 amino acids)
Biological process (GO): negative regulation of peptidyl-serine phosphorylation; phosphatidylinositol dephosphorylation
Cellular component (GO): ruffle; plasma membrane; cytoplasm
Molecular function (GO): phosphatidylinositol-4,5-bisphosphate 5-phosphatase activity; phosphatidylinositol-3,4,5-trisphosphate 5-phosphatase activity
Source: RefSeq, a predicted model, not a curated record